AUGGCUAGCCCAGAAUGUUCAUUCAGAGGGUCGCUAUAUCAACCAUUAGUCGACCCACACAGGAGUGCCCCAAACCCUUGUUUUGUCGCUUCUACUUCUACUAUUGCCCAAGGCCUUCUGGGCGUGUUCGUCUUAGUUCAGAUCUUGUUGGUAUUCUAUACCCAUUAUGGACCUCACCGGAUCAGGUACUCUUUUGGUAAUGCUUUAUCCACGAGAAGUGUUGGUUUAUUUCAAUUAGUACGCGUACUGUUGGCCUUGCUUCAUGGUACUCUCCUUCUUGCCUUGACUCACACUCUUUAUGAGAAUAAUGCUAGACUAGUGACUACUCAAUUAGCUCUAGUGCUGCUGGUUGUCACCUUUGCCACGGUUGUACCUCUCCACGUUUUGGAAGUCACACGUUCUGUGGUUGGCCACGGCUCGUUAUUAUUGUACUGGUUCAUCUCGGCAUUACUGUUUUCUAUCAUCACAGCGAUUGAUUUGUUUUCUCCCCAUAAAGUGUUCGUUCCUUCUUCAGGUAAGAAAGCAGCUUCUUUUACUUAUACCCUCGAGUUUUCAUUGAUUAUAAUAUCGACUAUCAAUUUCAUUCUCGAGAACCAUUAUUAUUUGCCUUCGAAGGAGCUCUUGGAGUACUUUGACUUGAAUGGAUGGGAUCCUUCGACGGUUAAGAAUCUCGUUGAAACUCUUCUCUUCACCUGGGUGACGCCCUUGUUGGGAAGAAUCCAAGCAAAGGAUUCCUUCGAAAAGGACGAAAUUCCGAAUGUUGCACCUGGCUAUGCAAAUGAUGUUUUGUUCCAGAACCUCGAAGCAGCUUGGAACAAUGAGAUCAAAAGGGCUACCUGGUGGAGAGAUCGAAGAGUUUCAAAGAGCAAGGAACCCACCGAGGAAGAACGCAAAAUCAAGCCCUCUCUUCUCCUUGUGAUUUUUAAGCUCAAUUGGUCCAAAAUUAUUGCUGCAGCGCUUCUUAGAUUCGCCGAUGUUUUACUUUCGACAGCCAACCCCUUCUUUGUGAAGGCCUUCAUCAAAUUCUUUGCUCUGUACACAUUUUUUAAAGGAUCAGAGCAAGGACCCCCACUCAUACAAGGAUUUGCGUUGGCGUUUGGUAUUUAUGGUAUAUCUGUGGCAAAAUUCUUAGCUGGAAGUGUUGCGGAAGUCUUGUUUUCAGAAGUUGACUUCGGCGUACGUUCUGCUCUUAUCACUUCCACUUACGAGAAAGCUAUCAAGUUGUCACCGGAGGCAAGAACACACAAAACUGCCGGUGAAAUCAUCAAUCAUGUCUCCAUUGAUAUAAAUGGUGUAUCUUCAUGGCUUCACCAGGCGUCAUCUGUUCUAGUUGCGCCGGUACGCUUAGUAUUAUCGCUAGGUGCGUUAUACAAACUUCUUGGAAACUCUACAUGGGCGGGCUUUGGAGUUAUAUUGGUGUUAUCACCAAUUUCGUCCGUAAUGGGGUUUUCCCUUGCAUCGUUAUUCAAGGCGCAAAUGGAGUACAAGGACAAGAGAAUCAAACUCACAUCAGAGAUCCUCAACUCCAUUAAGUCACUCAAACUCUACUCCUGGGAGAAGCCUAUGCUCGAAAAGCUCAAUAAGGUGAGAAACACCGAAGAGCUCCAGUACCAGAAAAGAAUUGGAGUAAACAUUGCUGCUAGUCAAUUGGUGUGGGAAAGUAUUCCUGACUGGAUCACGUACACUGUGUAUGCUGUUUAUGGUAUUUACAGCAAGCUGCCUCUUACGCCAGACAUAGUGUUUUCUUCUUACUCGCUUUUCAACCAGCUCCUUCAACCUAUCAUUAUGAUUCCCUUCUUGCUUAUCAAUCUUCUCCAAGUGCGGGUUCAUCUGUCUCGAUUGGAAUCCUACUUCUCCUUGGAUGAGUUGAACACGCCAUUUAAUCACACCAACAAGCCAUUGAAAGAGGGAGAUGUCAGUGUAUCCUUGAAGAAUUCCUGGUUCUUUUGGACUCAAAAAGACGCCGAUGACUCUGAGAAUGAAACAAGCUAUGCAUUGAAGGAUAUAAAUUUUGAAGCCAAAAAGGGUCUGUUGACCUGUAUUGUUGGUAAAGUGGGAUCAGGAAAAACUACCCUUUUGAAGUCAAUUAUCGGAGAGCUCCCCACAUCAAGCAAAAGGAGUCAUCUGGAGGUAAAUGGAAAAAUUGCUUAUUGUGCUCAAAAUGCUUGGAUCCUUAAUGCAACUCUUAAACAGAACAUUCUUUUUGGCAAGCGAUUCAACGAGGCUUUCUAUAAUAAAACAAUUGAAGCUUGUCAAUUGCUACCAGACCUCGAAGCUUUACCGAAGGGUGAUGCAACACUUGUGGGUGACAAGGGAAUAUCUCUCUCAGGUGGCCAAAAAGCCCGUCUUUCGUUAGCUAGAGCGGUUUAUGCUAGAGCAGAUAUUUAUUUGUUGGAUGAUGUUUUGUCAGCGGUCGAUUCGUACGUUGGAAAGAAAAUUAUCGAUGCUGUAUUGUCAUCCAAGGGUUUAUUGGCUUCAAAGACGAUUAUUCUUGCUACCAACUCUGUCAAGGUUCUUAAGGAAGCUGGCCAAAUUUACUACAUCAGUAAAGGAGAAAUUCUUGAGCACGGAUCUUACAAAACUGUUAUACAACAAGGAGGAGAUUUAGCUACCCUUAUAAAGGAGUUUGAAGAGGAGUCAAAUAAUCAUGCUUCAGAAGGAGAAGAAGAAGAAGAAGCAUUUAAUGAAACGAAAACCCUGGAUGCUGCUCCUUCUGCCCCAAUUUUGUUGUCAGACCUGAGUGGUUUGUCCCAUGACACUAUUGUGCCUUUGAAAAGAGUAAAGAGUAAUCAGACAAUUGGAAAUGCGUCAUUAGUAUCGUUUGGCCAUGUCUAUGCGGAUGACAAUCAACCCACCAAAGGUGAAGAUGACGAAGAUAGUACCCAAGAAAAGAAACAAUCUGGAAGCGUAAAAGCCCGGGUCUUUCUUGAAGUUGCUAAAGCUAGCAAAUACCAGUUUGUGAUUCUAUGGGCUGUCGUGAUCUCCCUAGCAGUAAUUAUUGGUAUCUAUCGUAACUUGAUCUUGAAGCUGUGGUCAGAAAAGAACGAGAAGUCAGGGGAAAAUGUUCAAUUGCGCUUCUAUCUUUCAUUGUAUGCUGCUACAGGUGUGCUCGUUGCACUUAUCAAACUUGUUGGAAGCUAUGUCUUAUGGGCUUUCUGUGCUUUGAAUUGUGCCAAGUUCUUUCAUGAUCGAAUGGCCCGCAGUGUUAUAAAAGCCCCAAUGUCAUUCUUCGACACUACUCCAAUUGGACGAAUCUUGAAUAGAUUUACCGACGAUGUUUCAGUCCUGGAUAGCCUGGUCCUUCCUUUAUUCGGAUACUUAUUUGAAGCCGCAAUCCUGACUUUAAUUCAGGUUGCCACGAUAUUGGUAAACUUACCGGGAUUGACCAUUGUGGUCUUGUUGCUUUCUGCUCUUUUCCUUCAAUACAGAAAGUGGUACAUUCCAGCUUCAAGAGAGCUUAAACGUCUUCAGUCCACGUUGAAGAGUCCUAUUUUCUCACAUCUUCAAGAAUCUAUUGACGGAACUGAAACGUUGAGGGCGUACAGUGAACAAGAGAGGUUCAAAUAUCUCAGCAGAAGGUUGGUUGACGACGUUACCAGAGCUUCACUUCUUUCCGUGAAUGUCAACCAAUGGUUGUCGAUAAGGCUUCUGUCUUUAUCCUCAAUCAUUGUAUUAGCUUCUACAAUACUGUGCCUCCUUACCUUGUUGACGAAGCAUCCCCUUUCUACCGGAAUGGUUGGCUUCCUUUUAGCCUAUGCGGUAUCUUCUACUAGUUCGCUCGAUAUGAUUAUCAGAAUAGCCUCUAGUGCUGAAGUCAACUUGGUAUCGAUCGAAAGGUUGAUUGAAUACGCAAACUUGCCCCAGGAAGCUCCAGAAGUGAUCGAAGACCAUAGACCACUAAGUAAUUGGCCAGCUCAAGGAACGAUUAAUUUUGAUAAUUAUUCAACAAGAUAUAGAGCUGGACUUCCUUCUGUAUUGAAAAGCAUUAACGUUCAAUUCAAGCCGUCUGAAAAGGUUGGAAUCGUGGGAAGAACUGGAGCUGGAAAAAGUUCCCUUACCUUGGCACUUUUCCGUUUGAUAGAAGCCACUGGUGGUACCAUCAACAUUGAUGGGAUAGAUUCGAGCCAGAUCGGUAUUGCUGAUUUGAGAGAAAAGCUCAAUAUCAUUCCACAGGAUGCACAUGCUUUUGCUGGAAGCGUGAGAGAAAACUUGGAUCCAUUCGGCAGAUACAGCGAUGAAGAGUUAUGGCGUGUUCUUGAAUUGGCUCACUUAAAGGAUCAUAUUGAGUCUUUGGCAAAACCUUCCAAAGAUGAUGCUGAAGAUGCUAACAAAGAUAAUGAAAAUGAAGAAAGCCGUGAUCAGAAUGGCCUCGAUGCCAAGAUUUCGGAGGGAGGCUCCAACUUAUCUUCAGGCCAGAAACAGUUAUUGUGUCUUGCUCGUGCUCUUUUGAAGCCUUCCAAAAUUUUAGUUCUCGACGAAGCAACCGCUUCAGUUGAUGUGCAAACAGACAAGAUCAUUCAAGAGACCAUAAGGAAAGAGUUCAAAGAUAAUACCAUUAUCACAAUUGCUCACAGGUUGGAGACUGUGUUAGAUAGUGACAGAAUUCUCGUGCUUGAUAAAGGAGAAGUGAAAGAGUUCGACACACCGAAAACCCUAUUGGCCAAUAAAUCGAGUGAGUUUUACUCCUUGUGUAAGGAGGGCGGUUUCAUUGACGAUAAGGGUUUGAAGAAAUCAAGUUGA
Molecule: messenger RNA, 4740 nt
Organism: Candidozyma haemuli
Lineage: Eukaryota; Fungi; Ascomycota; Pichiomycetes; Serinales; Metschnikowiaceae
Exons: 1
Coding region: 1-4740 (1579 amino acids)
Biological process (GO): transmembrane transport
Cellular component (GO): membrane
Molecular function (GO): bilirubin transmembrane transporter activity; ATP binding; ATP hydrolysis activity
Source: RefSeq, a predicted model, not a curated record